Alternaria viburni is the source of this 639-nucleotide messenger RNA. RefSeq lists its product as uncharacterized. The transcript has 2 exons. The record is from RefSeq and is a predicted model, not a curated record. Lineage: Eukaryota; Fungi; Ascomycota; Dothideomycetes; Pleosporales; Pleosporaceae. The coding region runs from base 1 to 639 and encodes 212 amino acids.
AUGGCCCAACUUCCCCUUCCUCAGCAGCUCAUCAUCCUCCAGAGGCUUAUCGACGAUUCAGGUAUGCAGCUGGAUACGGAGAUCUUGACUGGACUGCCUGUCACUGUCGAAGCUCCUCCAAAGCGGUCGCUGAGACUCAUCGCGAAUAACGCUGGUAAUCUUAGCUUUAACGCCUGGCAAGAUCAUCGUCGCGAACACGCAGAGCUCUUCUUCACAAGCUUCACCAAUCAACUUGUCAACUCCGGUCAUCUGGAGCUCUACGACAGCCCGGCCCCAGCUACAGCUACAGCCUCAAACUCAAUAGGUCGACCCCCAGCUCACGGACCUUCGGCUUCUCCGGUUCCAGCUCCUAGAGCUAGAACACCUCGACAAGACAGCGAUGAGGAGGAAGAACGUAUCAGGGUAGAUGAGAGUAUGAGCCGGGAGAUAUCGGAAACCGAGGGAGAUCACCUAUCAGAAGACGAUGAAGAAGAGCAGUUGGAAGACGAGGAAGACGGGCGACAGGAAAACGAAGAGGAUGAUCUACACAAGCGAUGGCCGACACCCGAUUUUUUGAAAGGAGUUACGGUCACGGAGGCGGAGGAAAAGGAGGAAAUGAGACAGUACCACAUCAUGUCCCGGAGAUUGGGUGAUUACUGA